CCGGCUGGAGCAGGAGAGGGAUUCAGAGACAGAGACCUGUUGGACUGUAGGAGGACAGUGCUUCAACCAGGAUGAACUUUGCUGCCCAGUUAUUCUACUCGAGCUACUUGAGCGAGCGACUUGAGCGUUUGUACUCACCUAGACCUGCACUUAAAGACAGCGAGGAGAAUGACCCCUUCUGGCAGAGGUGGGAAAUUACAGCAAGUAACCCCGAGGAUCCCCCAGACCUCUCCCCUACCCAGAUUAGUCCCGUAGUGACAGAUUUACUCUCUGCCCAAAGUUCGGAGGUAGGUCCAUCUUCCACAGCGUUAGUGCCUCUGUCUUCAGAUCCCUGCAUUCCUCCUCCACAUCCACUUUGUUUGCAGCCUACCCUAACAAACACACCCUCAAAACUUACGCCUCGUCCUCUGCCACCUCCUCCUCACCUUGAUCACAAAAGGAAAUCAACAAAGCCAACUGUUGGUCCUCCAAAUCCACGUUUGGCUGCCGGGGUCCCCAAAUCUCGGUUCCACAAACUUCCUCCUGACAGUCCUCUUUCUCCUCAAAUGGUUUUACCCCAAACUUCUCCUGCUCCAUCUAGGUCCCCAGCAGAAAUUGCCUCAUCCUCUUCCAUUUCCCCAUCUUCUUCCUCCUCCUCUUCCUUGGCUCCAGCUUCUUGUAGAGGAAAGCUACUCCCUUCUUUCCAUGCCCUGGUAAACUUGCUCCUUCGCUUGGUCCUCUACCUUGUUCUCCUCUUUGUUCCCAGAGAGGAGCUGCGUCUGGGCCCCAGUCAGCCUGGUUCCUCUUACAAAUGCGGUCCCGUCAGUAAUGGCACGGCGGGCCGCAGACCCACCCUCAUCGAACCAGAGCGGCUGAAGGACUUUGGCGAGGAGGAACUUCUCAAUGGGGAUGUGAGGGUCCAUGACACCAAGGUGACAGGGGGUCCUGAGAUCAUGCUCAUGGACCCCCCGAAAACUAGAAGAGUAAGCGAGUUCAGGGUCGUCCCCAGACCUCCUGUCCAGUACCUCCGCUUUGAGGACAUCAGCGCAGCAGCCUUCAGGAUCCAGUCAGGGAUACAGAAGACACCCUGCACGUACUCCAGGCUGUCCAAACAGUACGGGAUGGAGAUCUACCUGAAGAAGGAGCACCUGCACUACACAGGCUCUGUGAAGGAGAGAGGAGUGCUGUACCUGCUGACGUCCCUCACUCAGGAGCAGCAGAGGAAGGGUGUGAUCGUGGCCACCGACUGUAACUUCUCCAUGGCCGUGGCUCACCAUGCAGUGGAGCUGAAGAUCCCGGUGUUUGUCAUCAUGCCGUCGUGCUGCUCCUCAUCUCGCCUCAGGAUCUACAGAGACUACGGCGCCAUGGUGAUCUCCUACGGCAGCACGGGUCACGAUUCCCAGAACCACGCCCGCCAUCUGGCCAAGGAGAACGGAUACCUCUAUGUGGAAGAAGAUGAAAGUGCAGUGUACCUGGCAGGACUGGGAACUGUGGGCAUGGAAAUCUAUGAGCAAGUGCCCAAACUGGAUGCAGUGGUCAUUCCUGCUGCUGGACAGUACGGCCUACUGGCUGGAACCGCUGCAGCCCUCAAGCACCUCAACUCACGGAUUCUUGUCAUAGGAGUUGAACCAGAAGGUUUCCCUCUGCUGUUACAGUCUCUGAAAACAGACAGUCCAGUCAAAGACAUGCACAGCAACCCUAAUAAGAAACUCUAUGGAGAUCUUAUGGAGCGUUCGCUCGGUGUGAACACCUUCCAACUGGCAAAGAAACUCGUAGAUAAAGUCAUCUCUGUCAGGGAGGAGGACUCUCUGGUGGCGAUGCUGCGGUUUCAGGAGUUUGAACGCUCCACUGUGGACACAGAGGGAGCCAUGGGACUGGCUGCCAUCUUGGCCGGACAACUUCCAGAGUUGAGAGGCAAAAAGGUCGCUGUAGUGGUGAGCAGUGCAAACAUGGAGCUGGAGCUGGUGAGGCAGUGUGUUGACCGAGCCCUGGUGCUGGACGACCGGGUCAGUAAGUUCUCUGUGCAGCUGGGAGAAUGGCCGGGAGACAUGGCCAAGCUGCUCGAUGUCCUCUCCAGGGAAGACGUCAGGUUGUUGGAUGUCUGCCAUCGGAGACACGGGGACAAGUCAGACCUCUUCAAGGCAAAGGUGGAGUGUGUAGUGGAAACCAGGGAUAAGACACAGAGCGCUCAGCUGCGCAAGACACUGAGUGAGCGCUACCCUUCUAUAAACUGGCUGGACCGGUGAUCACAACAUCACAAACAUCAAAAACUAUAUUUACAAUAGAAAAAAAGAGAGGAAAUGACUUAUAAAGUGUGAGAUGACUCACAAACACAUCCUAUAACAUACAUUACUGUCAUUAAUGAACUGUAUUAAAUAAAACUCAUUAAGAAAAUGGCUGUUCAGGAAAAAUUAAGACAAAAAGCCUUGAGAUUAUAGAGCAAAUACUAUUCAUUUUACUUCUAUUACUUAUGCUGCUGUUUUUCUUUAACCAGGGCUCCCUGUAAUUAGAAGGAAGUGGUUAGACUGCAUUCAGAGGAUGAAUAUAGUUCUUAUAGGUCACCACUAAUCACAGAGCAUGAAUCAUCCACUGAGGAUGCAGCCUUAGUCCUGUAGUGGUCUCAUUCUGAAGUACUCACCCUACAGCUCCCUGAAACAAGACAUCUAUUUUUCAAUCCAUAUUUUUAAACUGUUGUAUAUAUUUCUGUAUUUAUACUGUCUU
Toxotes jaculatrix (banded archerfish) is the source of this 2700-nucleotide messenger RNA. Its product is annotated as L-threonine ammonia-lyase. Gene Ontology annotation, molecular function: L-serine ammonia-lyase activity; threonine deaminase activity. The transcript has 11 exons. The coding region runs from base 72 to 2225 and encodes 717 amino acids. The record is from RefSeq and is a predicted model, not a curated record. Lineage: Eukaryota; Metazoa; Chordata; Actinopteri; Toxotidae. Gene Ontology annotation, biological process: L-serine catabolic process; L-threonine catabolic process.